UUUCCCACACUACAAUCAUUCAAACCGAUUCAACCUAAAAGUCCAAACUUUAAACCACUUUUCUUAUUUCACACACAAUCAAAAUCCACCCUUCAAUCACCGUCAUUGGAUUCCCCAAUUCAUUUCAUCCAACGAUCCAAAUCCAAACACGCAAUCACUCUCAUAGAAUCAACCGUACACAAUCACACACACACUCCUUGCAACUUUUUAUGUUUCAUCAAAUCUAGCAUUUUAAUGCUGAAACAAAACAGAACAAAAACAACAACAAAAAUGGACAUGAUGAUUCCUGGGAAAAUCCGAAAACGAGGAUGUUCCUCAUCCGCUUCAUCUUCUUCCUCCGUGAUUCAAAACUACCGAUUCAAAAGAGCUAUUCUAGUCGGCAAGAGAGGCGGAUCCACAACACCUGUGCCUACGUGGAAGCUUCUGAGCUCGAGAUCUCCGGCGGCGGCGAUGCGGAUAGUUGAAUCGCCGAGGCAUCCGCCGUCGCAAUCGGGUGGUAAAUCGAGGCAGCUUCCGGUGUCGGCGAGGAAACUGGCGGCGACGCUUUGGGAGAUGAAUGAGAUUCCUUCGCCUAGUGUGAAGGAAAUGCGGGAUCAUGCGAAGAUGAAGAAAGAGGGGAAAUCGAAAGAUAGGGUUUCGACUGUUAGGUCUAUUCGUUCUGGCUCUUUGCCUCCUCAUUUGUCUGAUCCAUCUCAUAGUCCUCCAUCAGAGAGAAUGGAUCGAUCUGGGAUUGGUAAUCGGCAUAGAAGAACGCUGAGUAAUUCUCAUAGGAUGAGGAUAACAGAACACCAUGUUGGACCUUUGGAUUCUCUUAGCAAUGCCAGUGUUAUGGAGAUUGAAACCAGAUCUCGAGCACAGACCCCUGCUUUAUCUACGGUGGGAUCUAAACCGCGUUUGAAAGAUGUCAGUAGUGCUUUAACGACAUCAAAAGAGUUGCUUAAAAUUAUAAACCGCAUGUGGGGUCAUGAAGACCGUCCUUCUUCUAGUAUGUCCCUUAUCUCAGCUUUGCAUGCUGAGUUGGAGAGGGCUCGACUACUGGUCAAUCAGCAUAUCCAGGAACAACGGUCAGAUCAAAACGAGAUAAACUAUUUGAUGAAGUGUUUUGCUGAAGAAAAGGCUGCUUGGAAAAGCAAGGAGCGAGAAGUUGUUGAGGCUGCGAUUGAAUCUGUUGCAGGAGAACUUGAUGUAGAGCGGAAGCUUAGGAGACGGUUGGAAAGCUUGAACAAGAAGCUUGGGAGAGAGCUGGCUGAGACCAAAGCAUCCCUUCUUAAGGCGGUGAAAGAACUUGAAACUGAAAAGAGAGCAAGAGAAAUUAUCGAAAAAGUAUGCGAUGAGUUAGCAAGAGAUGUUGAUGAGGAUAAAUCUAAGAUAGAGAAACAAAGGAGAGUAUCAACAAAAGAUUGUCGGGAGGUAGAGAGAGAAAAAGAAAUGAUGCAGUUAACCGAUAUGUUACGCGAGGAGAGAGCUCAAAAGAAACUCUCGGCGGCAAAAUAUCAGCACGAGGAAAAGAAUGCUGCUGUUGAUAUGCUCAGGAAUCAGCUUGAAGCUUUUCUAGGAAACAAACAAGUUAGAGAAAAAGGACGUAGUUCCACUCACUUGAAUGAUGAAGAAAUUGCUGCAUAUCUGGGAAGAAGCAGAUUAAGCAACCAUCAUACCGAAGAUAAAGAAGACGAUGAAGGGGAGGUUGACAAUGGAGUAGAAUGCGAAGAGGAAUCCGGGGAAAGUGACUUGCAUUCUAUAGAGUUAAAUAUGGACAACAACAACAAAAGCUAUAAAUGGACCCACCCUUCCGACGGUAGGAAGUCUAUCUCUGGGAGAGCUUCUAGGAUAAGCAUAUCUCUGCAAAGAAGUAUAUCAGAUGGAGUGGAUUGGGGCGUCCGAGGUGAUGAGAAGCUCCUAAAUUCCGGAGAUGGAAUAGAUUGGGAAAGCUUUUAUGAACUGGAGAAGCAAGCUCAAAGAAAAAGUCACGGCGAUGAAGUACAAAGCUAUAAAUCGGUGAAAGGUUUAAAGGACCAGAUAUUGGCUGGUUCUAGGCUUGGAUCUUCUAAAGGUUAUGCCAGUCCAACUAGACAAUUUUCACAACCUUGGCCGUCACGAGAUCCAACAAGUACCUUCCAAGAGAGGCAUGCUACACUGCAGAGUUCUGGUCAAAAAUCAAGGUUAGGAGAAGCCAGAGGCGAGUUCCCGAAUGUAAGGAAACCUAAAAGGUGAAAAAAUGAUAAAAUCUUCUAACACAAUGCCUUGUUUGCCAAGCAAUAUCAUUGACAAGGAGAAGUUGAAAAAAAGUUUUUCCUCCAUGUCAUGUUUUAUUUUGUUGAUAACCAUGUAAUGGUAAAGUUGCAGCACUCUGCUGCAUAGUUUUUCAUCUGACCAAUAUGGAUGUAUGGUCUUGUUUGUAGAGUUCAGAACAUGUGUUAUAAGUAUAACCAUGAGUUUUUUCUUUUCUCUUGUAACAUAUGCUGAUGUUGAGUUGAUUAAGAAAGUUUGUUUUUUUUUUCUUUACUGGUAUUGUGAGGCUCUUGAUGCUACCGAUGAACUGACAAUUAGUUUAAUUAAGUCACUUUGAGUAGAUAUGGAUGAAAAGUGUGGUGAAAAUAUUGUAGGUUGGAA
This is a messenger RNA of Vicia villosa (hairy vetch), 2610 nucleotides long. RefSeq lists its product as uncharacterized. Lineage: Eukaryota; Viridiplantae; Streptophyta; Magnoliopsida; Fabales; Fabaceae. The record is from RefSeq and is a predicted model, not a curated record. The transcript has 3 exons. Bases 235 to 2211 code for a protein of 658 amino acids.